AUGAAUCCAAUUUUUUACUUCCUUCUUGCCUUAACCGCUGUUUUGGCCUCGACCGCAAACGCUGGUGGGCCAGUUCUCGACGUUAAUGGUAAUUUCAUAUUCAGCGGCAGUUACUACGUUCUCCCCGUCAUCUUCGGCGCUGCAGGUGGCGGUCUGACGCUCGCCCCCCGUGGAGACAAGCCAUGUCCCCUCUAUGUCGUGCAGGAUACUUUAGAGGUGAACAAGGGCAUUCCCGUAAGAUUCUUAAACUGGAGGUCUAGAGUUGGGUUCGUUCCCGAAUCAGAGAACCUCAACAUCGAGAUGGACGUCAAAGCUACGGUCUGCGCCCAGUCAGCCUACUGGUGGGUCGUUCCGUCCGACAGGGACACUAGGACGUGGGUCAUUGCGGCUGGCCGGAAGCCAGAAGCUGAAGAAAAGUCGUCGAGGAGUUUCUUCCAGAUCAAGAAAAGUGGAGGUUUUCCUAACGGUUACAAUAUUGUGUUUUGUCCUAGCGGUAACGAUUGCAUGAAUGUCGGGGUAUCUGUGGACGAAAAUGGUGUUCGGCGUUUGGCUUUAAGCUCUAGGCCAUUCCCGGUUGUGUUCGCCAAAGCUACUAAGCCAAAGACUCCGUCGAAGACUAUGUCUAUUAUCUGA
Thlaspi arvense is the source of this 633-nucleotide messenger RNA. NCBI's taxonomy places the organism in Eukaryota, Viridiplantae, Streptophyta, Magnoliopsida, Brassicales, Brassicaceae. The record is from the annotation of a GenBank genome assembly.